UCACAGAGAGUCUUCCUCGUCCUCUCUCCAUCCUUGCAUAACAUAUCGCCCUGUUCAUCGUAGAAAUCUUUCAGUGCCAGGAGAUGAGCGCUAGCGCUACUGCGAGCACAUCCAUAGCGGACCCUUCGCGGGAAGCUACCGCAUCCACCUCCUCCUCCUCCUCUACAACCGCUGCCGCUCCGAUCCAUCCUCUCCGGCGUCGCCUCUCGACGAUUGCCGCCUCGGAUCAUCUCUACCUCCGUCUACCCUCGGGGGCCAUCAAGUAUGUCAAACCGUGGGGUUCGCCUGCUGGGAGCAGCACGACUGGCACCGCAGCAGGGCAAGAGGAGCAGCAGCAGCAGGACGGGCCAGGGAAUGCAGAUGCCGAGGCUGAAGCUGAGAGCUCGACGGCUGGUGCUGGUUCUGCCACGACUACAACACCCGGGGGAGCUGGUAAAGGCAAGAGGGCAAGGAAGCCUGCCUCUCUCCGAACUACAAAGGUCGUUUCGCUAGGAAAAUUCGGCAACUUUGACCUGCAGGACUUGGAAGGAGUGCCCUUUGGGUGGACUUGGGAGAUCGGACCGCCCAAGGCUGCUCCUGCUGUCAAGGAGGAAGCUGGAGAGGUCAAGGAUGAGGAUACCGUGAUGGAAGCUGGAGACGAUGCAGCAGCUGUGGCAGCAGCGGCUGCUGUUGCCACUCGCAGCGGUACGGGAAAGAAGGGCGGAAAAGGCGGUGGGAGAGGCAAGAAAGGCGGUGCUAGCUCGGAUCUAUCUACUGCUCCUGGAGCUCUGCGAAUCAUGGUUGGCACGACACUUGCCGAGCUCGAGGAGACCGAUGCUACCAAUGAGGACAUCUUCGACGACCCUACUGUUGCCCCACGCCUCACAAUGGUCGACGUACAAGCCUUGCGUGAUUCGGGACUAGAAGGGCAGGAGCUCAUCGACGAAUUGACCAAAGCGUCUAGCUCCUUCGAGAAGCGCACAGUCUGGUCGCAGGACAAGUUCAUCAAGAAGAAGGAAGCGAAACAUCUCAAGCUUUUCACACCGCUCCCACCUUCAAUGGCCGUAAUGGCCGAGUAUCACUUUGAGCGAUCACCAGAAAAGGUACGCGGGCUCAGGGUUGACGCGCUAGCUCAGAUGCUCAGCUUUGCCGGAGUUGCACCGGGAGGACGCUAUCUCGUCGUAGACGGCACCUCAGGCCUGCUUACCGCCGCCUGUCUGGAUCGUAUGGGCGGGCAUGGUCGACUGCUGGCCAUUCACGACAAUGACUCUGUCCCUGAGUUCGACAUUGUACGCUCCAUCAACUUCCCUUCGCACGUAGUGGACGAUGUGCUUCGUACACUGCACUGGGCUCAGGUGGACGGAGAGUACCAGCAUCCUUAUAUCCCGCCUAUGCCGGAGAGGUUGGACGACGCAGUCAAGGAUAGUGGAGCUGAGGGACUCAAGGCGUUCAGAGCAAGGGAGAGGGAGAGACACAGGAUGGGCAAGAAGUAUGCCGCUAAGGCUGAGUUGGACGAAUUGAGGGAGGAGCUCUUCGAGGGUGACUUUGACGGUGUGCUCAUCGCCUGCGGCUACGAGCCCGUCUCAAUCAUCUCCUCUCUUCUACCCUAUCUGGCCGGUUCGGCCCAGAUCUGCGUGCACUCCCCCCUCUUACAACCACUCGUCGAAGCCCACGCCAUCCUCCGCGCCUCGCACGAAAUUGUCAAUCUCAGCCUUACGGAGCCGUGGCUCAGACGAUACCAAGUCCUUCCUGGACGGACGCACCCGGAGAUGAAUACUAGUGCGACGGGAGGAUAUAUUCUUCAUGGAAUUAGGGUCUUGACGGAUGAGAUGGCGAGGGAGGAGAUGAGGAAAGAGGAGGAGAGGAGGAAGAGUGAGAAGAUGAGAGAGGAGGAGGAGGAGGGGACGGGAGCGGAGGCGGUGGCGGUGGCGGUGGCGGAGGCAUUCGUCCCUGUUCCCGAUGUGAAAGGUUCGGUACAAGUCGCUGCACCACCGCAGGAGCAGGAGCAGGCAGAAGUCGAAGAGGAAGGCCGGGAGAGGAAAAGGGUCAAGACGACUGCGAAUUAGGAGAAAGAGUAACUGUCGAGUGCAGUUGAAUAGUCAAUACAGAGAGUCAUGCACCCUCGCCAUCGGGUCUUCUGAGACCUUC
Messenger RNA from Microstroma glucosiphilum, 2127 nucleotides. Its product is annotated as Gcd10p-domain-containing protein. The coding region runs from base 84 to 2045 and encodes 653 amino acids. Gene Ontology annotation, cellular component: nucleus; tRNA (m1A) methyltransferase complex. The transcript has 2 exons. Lineage: Eukaryota; Fungi; Basidiomycota; Exobasidiomycetes; Microstromatales; Microstromataceae. Gene Ontology annotation, biological process: tRNA methylation. The record is from RefSeq and is a predicted model, not a curated record.